Menidia menidia (Atlantic silverside) is the source of this 1576-nucleotide messenger RNA. The record is from the annotation of a GenBank genome assembly. NCBI's taxonomy places the organism in Eukaryota, Metazoa, Chordata, Actinopteri, Atheriniformes, Atherinopsidae.
CAGUAUCCAAUCAGGGAAAUGGGGCGGAGCCGUAAACUGACUCCACACAGGUGGAAGCGACUCCCUGAACCGGUGGGGCGACCUGUUGGGCUGCACUCUGAGGCUUUGUGGCUUCUGUGUUGCUUAUUAAGCUUCAUCAAGAUGAAAAAGGUGGUUUUGGUAACGGGAGCAAAUAGUGGCAUCGGCCUGGCGCUGUGCGAGCGUCUUCUCUCCCGGGACUCGGAGGAUCUCCGGCUGUGCCUGGCCUGCCGGAGCGUGACCCGGGCCGGUGCUGCCCGCUCGGCCCUGCUGGCCUCCCACCCCUCAGCUCAGGUGGACCUGCUGCCCAUGGACACCAGCAGCGUCUCCUCCGUCCUGGACGCCGCACGGGAGGUCAAACUCAGGUACGGCCGACUGGACCACCUCUACCUGAAUGCAGGCAUCAUGCCAAACCCACAGUUUGAUGCAAAGGCCUUUUUCAAAGGGCUCUUCUCCAGUGAGGCCAUCACUAUGUUUGCCACCGGUGGGGGGAUUCUCACGCAGAAGGACGAGGUCACCGCCGACGGCCUGCAAAACAUUUUUGCGACCAACCUCUUUGGCCACUUCCUCCUUGUCAGGGAGCUGGAACCGGUCCUGUGCCAGCCGGGCCGGACAUCGCGGCUGGUUUGGACCUCCUCGAGCAACGCCCAUCGCUCGGCCUUUAAUCUUGAAGACAUCCAGCACCAGAAAGGCACUCAGCCCUACAGCUCCUCCAAAUACGCCUCAGACCUGCUCAGCCUGGCGCUCAACGCGCACUACAACAAACAGGGUUUGUACUCCUCUGUCAUUUGUCCUGGUUUUGUGAUGACCAACCUGACAUACGGCAUCCUGCCCACAUUCCCGGCCUUCCUCUGGACACUGCUCAUGCCUGUCUUUUGGUUGAUAAGAAUUUUCACAAACACUUUCACACUGACUCCUCAAAACGGAGCUGAAGCCCUGUUUUGGCUCUUCAGGCAGAAGCCCGAAUCUCUGGACCCCUAUGCGAAGUACCACAGUUUAACAUCAGGGUUUGGAAUCAGCUACACACAGCCACGCAAGAUGGACAUUGACUUGGAAACGGCAGAGUCCCUGUAUGAGAAAUUACUGCAACUAGAACGUGAUGUAAGAGGCAAAUUUGAGGGAGAAGCAAAACUAGGUUCGACAUCCUAACAGACGACCCGCCUGCAGGACCCGAAUUAUGAAGCAUGAGCAUAGAUUUCUUUCCUGUUUGCAAUCCACCCAGCCGUGUAGUGUCUUCUCCUCACACUGAAAUAUGGAUGUCAGCAUUUACAGCAGGCUGAAAAUUUCACUGUCACUGUUUCUGAAGCUGAGGAACUAUCUGUGUUAUAGCAGACUCAUCAGAGUUGGUGAAGUUACUUUGAGAAAGGACGCACAAUAAAAAAUAAAAGCAACAGUUCUUUUCUACUAAAUCCCAGUGCGAUUGUGUUUUUUUCCUAAAUAUAACAUCAAAGAUAAUAAUUAAUAAGUGUAUGUUGCCUCGGUCUCGUGAAGAUGGACUGCGUCUGCGCUCACGGUUCAGACGACCACGAAAGCUCUGUCCACAGUCAUGUCAAUCCUG